Molecule: messenger RNA, 1508 nt
Organism: Arachis duranensis
Lineage: Eukaryota; Viridiplantae; Streptophyta; Magnoliopsida; Fabales; Fabaceae
Exons: 1
Coding region: 175-660 (161 amino acids)
Source: RefSeq, a predicted model, not a curated record
UCCCGUUUCAAUGAAUUAUUAUUAUUUGGGCAAUGCCGUUGCAGACCACUGUGGCGAGGUUCGCGAGCACACCCAACCUCACGCUAUCAUUACCACAAUCCAAAUUCCAAAACCCUAAAUGCUCCUUUUCUCCUUAAUCUCCAUCCACUUUCUUCAAUAACACGUUUCGAUUUCAUGUCUGCUCCCGCUGAUGAGAUAUCCAAUCUCGUUAAUGGUAGUGUUGCCGAUGACGAUGAAGACGACGACGACGACGACGAAGGAGGACGCAGCGCUGCUGCACCAGCAAGAAGAAGAGGAGGUGGAUUUGGCAAGGCAAAAGAGAUGGCGAUGCAUCAAUUCACGAAAGCCAAGACUCAAUUGCGCAGAGUCAGAAGCAGGAGGGCUCUGCUUCGAUCAUCGUCAUCGUCAACGUCUUCUGCGAAUGCAAGUAGAAGAGGCUUUUCCGGUAAGGAAACUAGUGUUAGAGGCACCGAUGAUUAUUAUAACGGAAGUAAAUGCAAGUUUUGUUUUUCGCGUCCGAGAGUGUUGGAAUCCCCUGAAGAAGGUGGAUCUUCUGUCACCAGUGAUCCCAAUGACCCGAAAUUCAUCAAUGCAAUGUUGAGGCUCUUGAUAGAGAAGAAUGAUUUCCAUUCCAAAGAAUGCAAUCCACACAUGAAUUGACACUUGAAAGGUUCAGUUCCUUUCUGAACAUAAACAUUGAUCGUUGAUGCUGCUGUUAUUCUUGUUGUGAUCUCUGAGUUUGUUGUAUCAAUUAUUUGAUAUUUAAUUUGCUGUGUUGUGGUGCCCUGCUAUGCGAAAAUGGUUGAAAUCAAAAGAAUUUGGUUGCUACACUUUUGGAUGAUGAAUGGAUUUGGAUGGAAAGGUUUAGAGCAGUGUGGUCCAAGAAGUUGUGGGCAUCACAAGGCACUUGCCGCCAUCAUUCAGUGGUUACAGAUUGAGGAUUAAUUUAGAACAGGUGAGUGUACAUUGGGAAUGAAAAUGUUUACUUAUAUAGAUAAAAGAGGUUGCUUGAUAAAUUGCUGGUAACUAGAUUCUUUGAGAUUCUGGAAGCUUGUGCUUUUCCUCAAAAAGAGAUAUGGUGCUGUACAUAGUCAUAGUAAUAUUGAAUUUUGAACCCCGUCAUUUUUAAUUAUGUCUUUUUAGCUCUUAGGUCUCCUUCAUUGGUUUCAUGUACUGUGGAAAAAUAUUCAACAUGUCAAAUUAAACACAGGCUUUAGUUCGUCUCAUUAGUUUGCUUUUGACCAGAAGUCAUCCUGUUUUGCAAAACUGCAUGUAUUUGUUAAUAAUCAAUUGCUUUUCUUGCAUUUUUUUCUAAUCACUUUUUAGUUCUGAGUGUAUCAGUUUUGUGUUUCAUCUUAUGACAGUUUGUCUACCUUUAACGCAGCAGCUCUUAUGUCACUUUUCAUGGAGCAGGAUAGAAAGUAGAAACCCUUUUAUUUUCAUUGUGUAGCGACUACAUUAUUGAAUCAUGAUGUAUCAACCAUUAUUGGAUUGAAUUGAAUUUUUAA